This is a messenger RNA of Cannabis sativa, 528 nucleotides long. RefSeq lists its product as uncharacterized. The transcript is spliced from 3 exons. NCBI's taxonomy places the organism in Eukaryota, Viridiplantae, Streptophyta, Magnoliopsida, Rosales, Cannabaceae. The record is from RefSeq and is a predicted model, not a curated record. The coding region runs from base 1 to 528 and encodes 175 amino acids.
AUGCAGUAUGCAAAUUGCAAAAGAGCCUAUACGGACUCAAACAAGCUUCAAGGCAAUGAUGACAUAGUGGUAGCCACCAACAGUCUUGAUGAACUCCAUCACUUUACCACAACUCUUGACUCACAUUUUAAACUCAAAGACCUUGGACCAUUACAUUUUUUUCUUGGCCUUGAAAUUGCCAGAUGCAACAAAGGCAUUUCUGUAUCCCAACGAUCCUUCACACUUCAAUUAUUACAAGAAGCUGACUGUCUUGCUAUCAAACCAGUUUCUACUCCCAUGGAGACCAACAUCAAACUCAAUAAUGAAACUGGAAAAUUGCUUACCAAUCCCAUACAAUACAGAAGUCUAAUUGCUACCAGAAUUCUUCAAUACUUGAAAAACACUCCUGGUCAAGGACUCUUCUUUCAUGCUCCCACUCCAGAACCUAUUCAUCUACAAGCAUUCGCUGAUGCUGAUUGGGCUGCCUGCAUUGACACCAGACGUUCAAUUUCAGGGUAUUGUAUUUUUCUUCCUCUGUCUAAAUCCUAA